Molecule: messenger RNA, 1002 nt
Organism: Hemibagrus wyckioides
Lineage: Eukaryota; Metazoa; Chordata; Actinopteri; Siluriformes; Bagridae
Gene: tmem147
Product: transmembrane protein 147
Exons: 8
Coding region: 200-877 (225 amino acids)
Source: RefSeq, a predicted model, not a curated record
AGACCGUAAUGUAUAAUUAAUUGUUUAAGACUUUACCAACUAGGGAAAACCCGGAACGUUUAUUUUAUGUGCAGUGUUGUUGAAGUCCGGAACCUUUUCAAUGUGAAACCUGUCUCUCCAAGAAGACGUUUCAUUGGGAAACCUCAGCGGUCAUUUGGUCCAAGAGGUGUUUCUUUAUUUUAUAGUUACUUCUUGAGAAAUGACGCUUUUUCAUUUCGGGAAUUGUUUUGCCUUGGCGUAUUUUCCUUACUUCAUAACAUACAAAUGCAGUGGAUUAUCAGAAUACAACGCAUUCUGGAGAUGUGUCCAAGCAGGGGCUACUUACCUCUUUGUACAACUAUGCAAAAUGCUGUUCCUCGCUACAUUCUUUCCCACCUGGGAGGGCGGUGCUGGUGUAUAUGACUUCGUCGGGGAAUUUAUGAAGGCCACAGUGGACAUGGCAGAUCUGCUAGGGCUUCAUCUCGUCAUGUCCAGAAACGCCGGGAAGGGAGAGUACAAAAUAAUGGUGGCUGCCAUGGGCUGGGCCACAGCUGAACUGGUUAUGUCAAGGUGUAUUCCUUUAUGGGUCGGAGCUCGAGGGAUCGAGUUUGAUUGGAAAUACAUCCAAAUGAGCUUCGAUUCCAACAUCAGUCUGGUUCACUACAUCGCCAUGGCUGCAGUAGUGUGGAUGUUCACGCGGUACGACCUGCCGAAAAGUUUCCGCCUGCCGGUGACUGUGCUGCUGGGGCUCUGUGUGUACAAGGCAUUUUUAAUGGAGUUGUUUGUCCACGUGUUCCUCCUGGGCAGUUGGACUGCUCUGUUGGUGAAAGCAGUGUUAACGGGCGCCAUCUCUCUGUGCUCCCUCUUACUUUUCAUCACACUGGUUCACAGCAACUGAGGCUUUUCUUAUGUCACCACACAUUCAGGUGUUUCGUAAGAAACAUACAUGAGACGAUGUCACUGAUGUCUGUUGUAUUUUUUAUUUUGUCUUUGUAAUGAAUUAAAAUAUACAGAAAUAUCUGA